Messenger RNA from Salvia hispanica, 2367 nucleotides. The record is from RefSeq and is a predicted model, not a curated record. Lineage: Eukaryota; Viridiplantae; Streptophyta; Magnoliopsida; Lamiales; Lamiaceae.
AUGGGUGACCGAACGGACAUCGAAAAACUGCAGGAAAUGGUGAAGCUACUGAUGGAUGAGAGAGAUGCGGAAAGGGCGGUCCGAGAGGCUCUAAAAAAGAAGAAUCAGGAGAUACAACCCGUGAUGAACAUGUUCAAUCAUGGGAAUAUGAUUACCUUUCCCGAAGGACCUCGUAUUGACGCUAAUAAUUUCGAGUUACGCAUGCCCCUUAUUCAAAGGGUCGAGCAAACUCCUUUUGCAGGUAGGGCUACAGAGGAUGCUAACCGCCAUCUCUCCAAAUUUGUGGAGAUCGCAAACACUCUCAAACUGAACGGUGUCGACGAUGAUGCCAUAAGGGUAAGACUCUUCCCCUUUUCAUUAACUGAUUCUGCUAAAGAGUGGUUUGAAUGUAUGCCCAGAGAAAAGGUCUCCACAUGGAAAGACAUUGUAGCUGCCUUCCUCGACAAGUAUUAUCCGCCGGGCACAAUUUUGAAGCUCAAAAGCGAGAUCUUCCAAUUCAUCCAAGGCCAGGACGAACCCCUCUAUGAGGCGUUUUCUCGUUUCAAAGCCCUUCUCCGAAAGUGCCCUAACCAUGGUUUCACCGUGGACCACCAGGUAGGGAUUCUCUAUAAUGGGUUUAACGAGAAAAUUUGUGAUAUGCUUGAUUCAGGUGCAAAUGGAGGGUUCUUAAGGAAGUCAGGUGAGGAAGCCAUGGCAGUGAUAGAGGAAUUCGCCACCAACAGCAGGGGGUGGUCGAAAGAAAGGCAUAGCCUAAAAAGGAUAGCUGCAGUUGAAGAAGCCGAGGAAAGCUCCUUUGCAAAGAAAUUGGCCGAGCUUCGAGUUAGGGUGGACCAAAUGGAUUCAUCAAGGAAGGAGGACCCGAUUCCACCAACCUCCAUUAUUGCAGUCUCUAAGCCUGAAACUCUUACCCCGACAGUGGAAGAAAUCAACUACAUGCAAGGAGGCGGCUCCAAUAGAAAUUACAACAACAACUAUCGCCCAAACCAGGGGGCGGAUCUUGGAGUAAUCGCACAAGACAGGAAGGUUAAUGACACCAAGAUCGGAGUGGUCGAAGCUAGGAUAAACAACCUCGAGCAGGGAAUGAACACGAUCUCAACAGCCAUAGCCAACAUCAACACACAAAUGGAGCAAAUCCAAAAGAAAUUGGAUGAGGAUAGGGCAAAGGCAGCCGCACUAGUGGACGACGUCAACAAAAAGUGGGUGGCAAAGCAGCAAACUGGGGACUGCCAAGACGCCGGCGGGCCGCCGCACAGCACGCGACGGGCCAUCACUGAAGCCCAGAAUGCAGUCUGCCCAGCCGCCGGCAGACCGCUGGACUCUACGCGGCGAGCCACCAUCGAGAAGGCAGAAGCACCCGCCCAGCAGGGACUCGUGCGGCACAAUGGGAUUGUGCUACCUUUCCAGCCAAAGAGGAAGUUUAAGCUCGAAGAGCAGUUCAAACACUUUUUGAACAUGUUUUGUAAAGUUCAUACUAACAUUCCUCUAGUUGAAUCGUUGCAGGAAAUACCUAAAUAUGCGAAGCUACUAAGGGAGGCAGUGAUGAGAAAGAGAAAGCCGACAAAAGCCGACCUUAAGCUACCACAUCAUUGCAGCGAGAUCAUCCAAAAGGAGAAGGCAGUGAAGCAGAGAGAUCCGGGCCAAUUCAUUAUCCGAUGCCGGAUUGGAGAGGGAAAGGUUGACAAGGCCCUAUGCGAUCUAGGAUCUUCCAUCAAUCUCAUGCCGCUGAAGUACUACGAAAAGCUCAACAUUGGGCCACUCAAAACUUCAGAUGUAACACUCAGGUUGGCCGAUAACUCGACCAUAAAAACGUUUGGUAUGAUUGAGGAUGUCUUAGUGAAAAUAGAUGAUUUCAUUUUUUCCGCCGAUUUUAUUGUGCUUGACAUGAAAGUAGACAAGAAUGUCCCUCUAAUCUUAGGGAGAGAUUUUCUCGCUACUUGCAAAGCUUUGAUUGAUGUAGGUCGUGGCGAGAUCACAAUUAGCGAUAACCAUAGCCAAUCCACCUAUAAGAUCGAAAGCGAGAUGCUCAAGUUUGAGGAAGCAAAGCGGGCAAAGAUGGAACGGCAGUGUAGGGCAAUCAUGGUCACGGAUUUGACCAAACCUCAAGACCCCUUUGAAGUGGAGGAUCCUACUACCUCCACUAUCUACAUUGUCAACGAGGUAAGACGUUCUCCCAAAAAGGACGAUACUAACCCCUCCACCUCUAUCCCGCAGAAAAAGAAGCAAAAGAGGAAGAAGGCAACCAAUGAGGACCCCGAGAUUUAUGUUAUCAAAACAAAUAAGGGGAAAUACAAGUGGUGGAAGAAGCUAGGGACCAAGUUGCUCCCUAUGCCCAUUUUCAACACUAGGAUCGCUGAUCCGCCCAAUUAG